CGGGCUCAUCGAACUCGCCCGCGCCCGCCCGCCCUUUUGCCCGCAGCCAACAACCCGGACGUGUCCAAGGUCGAGGUUCUCCCUGGUAGGACCGCUCGGUGUAAAGGUGCAAAUUACCAAUCACAGGUUUGUGGGGGGGGCCCCAAGACAGGAGCGCCGGCGACAUGGAUGGCGAUGGCACGCCAAGACAUGGCCCGGCUGCGCGGGGGCGGGGGUUAUGAACUGUAAUUCCCGAUGACCGGCGGAGAUGUGCCCUAUCCGUCGGUGCUGGUACGAGGCUCGACUACAUCCAGAGUCCGCGCUUUGGCGCGACGCUGACUUCCUUUUAUGUCGCCGUCCGCCCCCGAUGUCGAGCAGCCUCCAUCUUGGGACAGCACCACUUUCGCGGUACUCCAAGGCCUCCCUUCUUUGGUCGUUCCACUCUUUCUUGCCUCCGCCUUCUUGCGUGUCUCUCACUCGCUAUCUCUCGCUCUCGCUCAAGUCUCCACUCGUUCGACUCGACAGACCAAGAGAAGCUACCCGCAGCAUAAACAAAAAAGCCCCUCCAAGAUGCGUUCCUCCUUCUUCGCUACCGUCCUCGCCGCCUUGGCGCUCCCCCGGGGGCUGCUGGCGGCGCCGUCCCUGGGCGAGAACUUCGGCGACGAGAGACUGUCUCUCGUGGCGAGGCAGAACGGCAAAGCGACGCAGAAGGACCUGGACGACAUCAAGUACUUCGUCCAGUUCGCCGCCUCCGCCUACUGCAACAACCGGAAGUCCCAGGUCGGCAGCAAGGUGACCUGCGCCAACAAUGCCUGCGUCACGGUGCAGCGCAACGACGUCAUCAAUUUUGCCCAUAUUGACACUGACAUCAACGCCAACAUGGACGGCGCCAUCUACGUCGACCGCACCAACCGGCUGAUCGUCCUGUCUUACAUGGGCUCCAAGUCGGCGUCGUCGUACCUGCUCGAGCUCGACUUCACCGUGGCGGAAGUUCCGGACCUGUGCCAGAACUGCAAGAUCAGCUACGGCUUGAACCUAGUCUGGGUGCAGACGCAGCGGUCCAUCGUCGACAGCAUCAACCGGGCGCGGCAGCAGUUCCCGGGCUUCCGCGUCGCGGCAGCGGGCCACAGCGGCGGCGGCGGCCUCGUGUCCAUCGCGACGUCGUACCUGCGGGGCAAGCACGGCAUCCCCGUGGACCUGUACACGUACGGCUCGCCCCGCGUCGGCAACGAGGCCUGGGCCCAAUUCGUGACGGACCAGGCGCCCCGCCUGGGCGCAAACUACCGCGUCACGCACUACAACGACCCCAUCGCCGCCAUCCCGCCCGCCUGGAUCGACAACAUGUCCCACAUUAGCCCCGAGUUCUGGCUCUCCCGCAAGGACGCCGAGACCCCCGACUACCCGCUCAGCGAAGUUACCGUCUGCAACGGCGUCCGCACAAAGGACUGCAGGGCCAGCAAGGGCGUCACCCUGAGCACAUCGGCCCACAGCUACUACUUCCAGCGCGUCACCGGCUGCAAAUAGGGCGGAUAAUCCCUUUUUUUUUUUUUUUUUUUUGCGGGGUGGCGGAAGGAUGUAGAGUUGCGACUCUUUAUUUGAUCGUCCAUCUCGCUUAUGGAGAUGGGAGGGAAUGGGGUGAUGGGCAAGCAGCCGCUGGGAAGAUACACUGCAUUCCCGGCGGAGCUGUCUGGUCCAGAUACAGACUUUUUUCCUCGCGCGUCGACAGGGAAAAAAAGUCCUGGCCAGCUUUGGCAUCCCCCAUUUCUUCCCCCCUGUUUCCCUUAAUACCCUUUUCCUGGGCUUGUCAAACCACCUGUACUGUACCAAUUCUCUUUGGUUUCCUGUAAAUACCUUGUGUCUCUGCGGCAUCACUAGGCCUGCAGGCCCACAUCAAAUAACUUUACAAACGAGAAGGCUUGAUCUUCUAGGCCAUCCUGUCCUGCC
This is a messenger RNA of Gaeumannomyces tritici R3-111a-1, 1923 nucleotides long. RefSeq lists its product as hypothetical. Gene Ontology annotation, biological process: lipid metabolic process. Lineage: Eukaryota; Fungi; Ascomycota; Sordariomycetes; Magnaporthales; Magnaporthaceae. The transcript has 3 exons. The record is from RefSeq and is a predicted model, not a curated record. Bases 328 to 1503 code for a protein of 391 amino acids.